GUUGCAAUACUUUUUACUUAAGAAUAAAUAUCUACGUGUCAAUCAGUUUAAGAGAGUUGAGUUUGGUCUUUUAGUGCUUGUCGUGGGGCUGGUACCUUGCCAACGAUAUGCAGUUCUUUGUCAUCUCUCCGUUACUUAUUGUACUGCUGAGAAAGAGUUGGAAGACCGGAUUUGCUGCAAUAUCUGCUCUCUGUUUGUUGUCCUUUGCGGCAACGGCUUCAAUUAAUACCUAUUGGGGUUUGCCAAUCGAAGGUGGUUGGGGCCAACAAAAAUAUAACAACCGGACGGAUUCAACCGAGUAUCCAAAUGGGGACCGAGUGUAUGGCAAGCCCUACUGUCGUAUUCCAGCUUACCUAGUUGGAGUGUCUGUUGGAUACGUAUUGUACCGUCUCGAUAAAAAGCAACUGAAGAUACCAUUGAUGGCUGUUCUACUGGGCUGGUGUGCAGCAGUAGCAACGGGACUAGCUGUUAUAUAUGGAUUGUGGAGUACUUAUGAUGGACACCAGGUUCCCCAGGGUGUGGCUGUAUUUUAUAACACCGUUGCUCGAUUCUCUUGGUCGCUUGCUGUAGCUUGGGUUGCCUUUGCGUGUAUUACCGGCUACGGAGGUUUUGCGAACACCAUUCUUUCUUGGGGUGUUUGGUCACCCCUUGGACGUUUAACCUACGGUGCCUAUCUAUUUCACCCGUUAGUUUUAUACGGCAUAAUACUUACAUGGAAGACUGAGUUCCACUUAACAAUUUCCAACUAUGCUAAUCUCUUCAUCGCAGGUAUGGUGCUUUCGUACGCUGUAGCAUUUGUGAUGUCGUUGCUUGUAGAAGGACCGUUUAUGGCUUUGGAAAAACUGAUGCUCGGAAAAACCAAACGAGAAUAGUAUUAAUGAGAGAAAUACAUUCAUUUUAAUAAUCAUACUUCAAAUUAAUGAGAAAUGCAAACGAUGAAUUAUAUAAGUUGUCUACAUUAGGCUAAACAAGGUGAGGUUUAGUGUUACGAUUGAACAUCUUCAUAUCCCAAUGUCCGUGUUAAAAAUGCCAGCAAAAUGUUUUUUUUACAAAUGAUAAAUCAAAAAUGCACUUCACAAGCCUCAUAAACAAAUUUGAAUAUUAUGGGAUAUCGCAUGUAACAAAUGACCAGCUUUGAUGAAUGAACAAAAAGUAGUACAAAAUGUUGCGAAACAUCGAUAGGCCUGAUUAGUUUAGUCCAGAUAAAUAAACAUUAUAUUUUAAAUAAAUAUUUUAGUAAAUUAAUUAUGUAGAAGUAAACCAAGGCCUUCAAUCAUGUAAGGAAAAAAAGGAAUGUUCACUUCGCUACCCUGUACCAAUGCUUUCACCACUACACAAACAAAUCGUAUCGUUGAGUUUUAGAAAUAAACCAACACCUCAGCAGAGUAUGGAACUAGUUUAUAUACUCGAUAAGAAAAUGUAGAGAGUAGAGUUUAUUAUGAUGAAUAAAAGCAUUGACCACAAUAUGUUAAUCAAUCGGA
Molecule: messenger RNA, 1481 nt
Organism: Anneissia japonica
Lineage: Eukaryota; Metazoa; Echinodermata; Crinoidea; Comatulida; Comatulidae
Product: nose resistant to fluoxetine protein 6-like
Exons: 6
Coding region: 108-872 (254 amino acids)
Molecular function (GO): acyltransferase activity, transferring groups other than amino-acyl groups
Source: RefSeq, a predicted model, not a curated record